AUGGCGGCGGCCGCGGGAGCAGCAGCGGCGGCGGCGGCGCGGGCGCGGGGCGAUGGGGCGGCCGCAGUAGGGCCGGGCCGGCGCGAUGGGUUCGGAGCGCGGGGCGCCGCUGCGGCCGCUGGAGGCGGAGCGGGCCGGCGGGGGCUGCGCUUGCGGGCGGCGGGGCUCGGGCGCGUGGCGGGCGGUGGGCGGCUUCCUGGCGCUCUCGCUGGCGCUGCACCUCCUGACGCUGGGCUGCUACCUGGAGCUGCGCUCCGAACUGCGCCGCGAGCGGACGGCGCCCCAGGCCGGCUGGCAGCCCGGCGGCACCGCCAAGCCCCGCCGCCCCGGCCCGCCCGGGACCUCGCGCCCGCCGCCCGGCCCCAGCCCCAGCCCCAGCAGCGCCACCCCGGCGAGCCCGGCAGCGGCAGCCCGCGGCAGAUGGCCUGGCUGAAUGUCUUCUCCCCCGAGGAGAGGCCUCUCUUUAGAGAAGAAAGCCGCAGUGUACGCAGAAACAAGAGAAGCAGGAACAGCGAAGGAUCAGAAAGUGCAAGUCCUAAAAAGAAGAAAGGCAAAAAAGCUGGUCCUCCAGGACCUGUUGGGCCCCAAGGCCCUCCUGGACCACCUGGGCCCCAAGGCCCCCCUGGAAUCCCAGGUAUCCCUGGCAUUCCAGGUACCACAGUGAUGGGACCUCCAGGACCUCCGGGACCUCCAGGCCCCCAGGGACCCCCUGGGUUGCAAGGCCCUACCGGCACAGCAGAAAGAGCAGGACCUAGGGAUUCACAGCCAGCAGUAGUUCAUCUGCAAGGCCAGGGAUCUGCUAUCCAAGUCAAGAAUGGUGGAGUUCUUAAUGACUGGUCUCGCAUAACAAUGAACCCGAAAGUCUUUAAGCUGCACACCCGGAGUGGCGAGCUGGAGGUACUGGCAGACGGCACGUACUUCGUCUAUAGUCAGGUAGAAGUGUAUUACAUAAACUUCACAGAUUUUGCCAGCUUCGAGGUGGUGGUGGAUGAAAAGCCUUUUCUGCAAUGCACUCGGAGUAUUGAGACAGGGAAGACCAACUUCAACACCUGCUACACAGCUGGAGUUUGUCUCCUCAGAGCUCGGCAGAAGAUUGCUGUGAAAAUGGUCCACGCUGACAUCUCCAUCAACAUGAGCAAGCACACCACCUUCUUUGGGGCCAUUCGGCUAGGGGAUGGACCCUCUUCCUAAGGACCUGAUGUGGGGGCUUCCCCAAACCACCUGGCAUCGCUGUUCAAAAGAUUGGGAAAAGUCAAAGAACUGAUAUUUAUUUUUUUAUGCAACUACAGAAAGCAAGCCAGGUUUCCCUUGGCUCCAUUGGAGCAGUGCUUAAAAAUGGAGCAUUGCUGGGGAUGGGACCCUCCACCUGAGCUGUAUAUAUCACAUCAGAGGCAGGUGAUGAGAAGGUCCCUUCCUUCCUACAACUUGCACUGAUAAGAGUUACUAUGGCAACAGAUGAUGGAAGGCACACAACUGAAUGCUCUCUAGGAAGAUGUAUGUUAACAGGAAAAUUCUUUGUCCCACCCCCCCUCUAAUUUUUCAUACCAAAAUUAUAAGGGACCCUAGAAUGUGGCCAGGACACAUCCAAAUUCUGAUAGUAAUAAAUUUCAUGUUUAGAAACUGGAGCUAUAGAUGAGGGACUAUUUAUAAAGCUGGAAGUUGCCUUUGGCAAAAACACAUUAACUAUCUAGUUAAAAUAGUGAAUUCGACUUUCAAAAGCUAAUGUGCCAUUACAGGUUUUUAAAAAGGUUUAUUUCUGGAUUUGGUUUUGUAGUCUCUGUCUCUACCUUGAUAGGUUCGGAAUGUGGCAUUUCCCAAUUCAGUCUUGAUACUUUUCUUCCAGUCCAAGAUUAGCAGUGUAUGUGGGCAUUUUCUUUUCUCAGUAAGCUGAGUCAGAGCAGUAAAACACCAUCUUGCCUUACACAAUGUAUUGGCCCUGAGAUGUGGGCAAGCAGCCUGUUUCCUAGUAAGAGAAGAGAGGCUCAGGGAAGACAAUUAGGCAGCUCCAGGAUCGAGUUCAGACUUGGGUGGAAUCUGGGAAGCAACUUUUUCACAUUGUGUACAGAUCAAUGUCAGCCAAACUUUAAAGCAGCUGCUCCCACCGGAUACUUUAACGCUGUGAAUUAUAAUUGCAAAGACAAUAUGACCGAGUACUCUAUAUUUUUUGCGGAGCAAUUCUGGCAAACUAUUAAGUCAGCUGGCAAGAGGGGGUCAUUUAGGGCUUGCCCGUCCCUUAGAAAGGUGAUGGGAGAAGGUUAAAGCAAGCGUUGUGAUGAUACAGUCUUGUUUCUUCCAGCUCUCUGCCAGGGAGACAGAAAAAAAAAAUGUCACCAGUUUGUUUCAGCCAAACCUGUUCUCAGUAACAGCUAUCCUGAUAAGAGUCAUUGGAGAAGCAGAAAAGUACCAGUGUGGUGCCUGGUUUUAACUGUAAAGUUGAAAUUCUACUCUUGUGCUAUGCACAGAUGUCUUGAUUCUCCUGUUCUCAUUUAUUUGCAGAGAUGAAGAAAUGCUUCUGAAAAAGGUUUGUGUAUUAUCUGCAGGGUCUGGAUUAGCCAUGAUUUUUAAAGGGAGACUGCAGCAAUGCCCCUCCCAUCACUUCUAGGGAUGCAAGCUUGUUUUACUUCGGACAUAAUGGCCCAAGACUGGAAACUCCCCAAGGAAUGAUUAAGCCUCCUCUCUUUCUGCCCUGCGACCAGCAACGUCAGGGCCAAGGCUCCAGGCCAGCCGUUCCGUUUGUCCAGUGGGACGCUAAGUCCCUGGCUUAUGACCACAGCUGAGGCCAAGCUUUUUGUGGCUAUAAGUGAAACAUUUUGUUAAGUGAGAUUUGCCCCAUUUUACAACCUUUCUUGCCACAAUUGUUAAGAGAAUCACUGCAGUUGUUAAAUUAGUAACACGGUUGUUAAGUGAAUCUGACUUCCCCAUUGACUUUGCUUGUCAGAAGGUUACAAAAGGGGAUCACAUGAUCCCAGGACAUGGCAACCGUCAUAAAUAUGAGUCAGUUGCCAAGCGCCUGGAUUCUGAUCACGUGACCGUGGGAAUGCUGCAAUGGUCCUAAGUGUGAAAAAACUUUUUUCAGUGCCGUUGUAACUUUGAACAGUCACUAAACAAACUGUUGUAAGUCGAGGAUUACCUGUAUUUACAGACCGCCCCACUUCAGGCUUCCUGUUUUUAAUGGUCUUAAAAAGAGUUGGCUUUAUUAGAAUAUAAAGUACGACCUGCCAUUAGGUGUUUUAAGAGUGAUGUUAGUCAAACUCUGUUCAGACUCUGAAUGACAGGAAAGCUCCAGGCACAAGUCAGCUUCUCUUGAGUGGGGUACAGAUGGCAGGUGGGGGGCAGCCUUUAGGCCGCUUUCUGGGCAACAGGACCAGUCACAAUAUGAUCUCUGUGUAUAUAGAUAUAUAGAUAAAUAUACAUAUAUAUAUAUAUAUAUACAUAUAUAUAUGGAGACAGAGAGAAAGAUAUAUAUAUAUAUAGAUAUAGAUAUAUAUAGAUAUAUAAAUGUAUAUAAAUUGGGAUGUAAGUUUAGUUAAUUUACAGAGUUUUCUUUGCAAAUAAAGCUCUCUUGAUGUGAUUUCAA
This is a messenger RNA of Pantherophis guttatus, 3577 nucleotides long. RefSeq names its product ectodysplasin A (gene EDA). Gene Ontology annotation, cellular component: membrane. The record is from RefSeq and is a predicted model, not a curated record. Gene Ontology annotation, biological process: immune response; animal organ development. Gene Ontology annotation, molecular function: tumor necrosis factor receptor binding; death receptor binding; death receptor agonist activity. NCBI's taxonomy places the organism in Eukaryota, Metazoa, Chordata, Lepidosauria, Squamata, Colubridae.